UAUCCAACAUGGAUCAGUAGUGAACUUCAGUUAUCAGAGCAAGGAAAUAUAAGGAAAACGUAACAUAUUUUAAGCAACUAGGCACAGUUCCAACAAGUUCUCUUGAAAAGGUUGCCUUAAAACACCAGUGCUCUUUUUUAGUGACCUCGAUUUUGAGGAUAUUUACUUUGUAAUUAUUUGGCACUUUCCCGGAUAUACAACAGCUACAAGAUGCUUAGUGGGACCGUAGGAUCAGCAGGGGGGUCGGGCAGGUCCCCCUCUAAGGGAGGCAAGAAGGUCUCUUUGCCCCCUAACCAACAGGGCGACAAGCUCGGUGGCCCUACGAUGAUCGAGCUCGAGGAAUUGGUGGGAGGGACAGCUGAAAAGCGCAACUGGCGCGGCAUCAUCAUAUCUCUCCUGGUCAUUCUCCUCAUCUGCGCGUUGAUCGUAGUGGCUAUCAUCAUUGCAAGCCCGGGUACAGAACUCAAAAUAUAUACAAGGUAUACAUUUGAGGAUAUUUUCGACCCUCAGUAUCAGCCAUCGUACUUCGAUGCCGUGUGGCUGACAGAGGAUGAAUAUGUCCUGCGGAAUUCCACCAACAAUAUUGUGGCUGUUGAUAUCGCUGCCAAUGAAUCGACGCUGCUCAUUAGCAAUAGGACAAUGGAUGAUGAAGCGAUCGUAAGAGUAUGGGUACAUCCAAACAAAGAAUAUAUCCUGCUCUCGUCAGAUGAGAAACCGAUCUUCCGUUCUAGCUUUGAAGCAGUCUACAAGAUCUAUGAUGUCGCAAAGAAAUCUGUGAUCAAGACAUUACUUCCACCGAAUGUGACUGACGGAGCAGUAGUCCCUCUCAGAUAUGCAGCUUGGGUUCCUAAUAGUGCUGGACUGGUAUUUGUUUACAAGAACAACCUGUACUACCAGAAUGCAGUCAACAACGAUCCAGUUGCCGUUACCACCGAUGGAGUGGAAGAGGAAAUAUUUAACGGUGUGCCAGAUUGGGUAUAUGAAGAGGAGAUCCUGGGUGUUGAUAGCGCCAUGUACUGGAACAAAGAUGGAUCAAGAUUAGUCUUUGGUCAGUUCAACGAUUCACUGGUCCCUAAAUCAUGGUAUCCCUGCUAUGAGAACAAGGUUUACAGUGAGCUUAAAUUCAUCAACUACCCCAAGCCUGGCUUCCCCAAUCCUACCAUCAAGCUGUAUGUCAUGUCAGUUGAGGAUGUUCCAAACCUGGUCCGACUCCAGCCUCCUCAACAGUUCCAGGACCAGGAAUACUACUACAGAAGUGUGGUGUGGAAGGAUAGCUACCAAGUAGCCGUCACGUGGUGGAACAGACCGCAGAAUGUUUCCGUGACAACCAUCUGCCAGGUGGACACUGGGAUAUGUGACCUCAACUACGAGCAGGAAACGCCCAAUGGCUGGAUAGUACAGAGAGGAGAUAUUAUUUUUGCGGAAGAUGGUCUUUCAUAUUUCACUAUCCUACCAGAGAAGGAGGGGCCUAAAGGAAGCUUCUAUCACAUAGCUCGAGUUACUGCAGAGAGUGGCCAGCAGGGUCUGGUGACCUUCUUGACGCGAGGGAUCUGGGAGGUAACAGAGAUCGUAGGCUUCAAUCACGAGAGGAGUCUACUCUUCUACCUGAGUACCGAGCAUGGAGCUAUCAACAGAACACUGUACAGUCUAAACUUUGAGACGAAGGAGAAGACUUGCAUCACAUGUGAUAUGGUGGAAGGCUGCUCGUACUACAGCGCAAACUUCAACGAUAAGUCCACGCGAUACAUCCUCCAGUGUCACGGCCCCGACGUACCUCAGACCUUCCUCAAUUCCAUCGACUCGGUCAACUAUACAGUCUUAGUAGAUAAUUCCGGUGUUAAGGAAGCACUGGCUGAGAAGGAUUACGUGGUAAAGACAUUCCACACUGUGAAGUCCGCGGAUGGUAAUUAUGACAUCCAGAUUGAGCUUCUCAUACCCCGGGCGCUUGAUAUCGCACGCAGGCAUCCAUUACUGGUCGACGUCUAUGGAGGACCUGGCUCUCAACAGGUGGACACCAAAUACCACCAGGGGUGGUACUCAUAUCUGAGCAGCAAGCAUCAUGUGAUCAUCGCUCGUAUCGACGGGCGUGGAUCGGGAUACAAGGGUCAGAAAAUGCUUUAUGAGAUCAACAAGAGAUUGGGAACGGUGGAGAUUGAAGAUCAAAUCACAGCAACAGAAUAUUUAUUGGAUAAUUUCCGCUACUUAGACUGGAACAAGACAGCAAUUUGGGGAUGGUCUUACGGAGGUUUUGCUGCCACAUUAGCUGCUACACAUGGUAUAUACAAUUGUACAAUGGCUGUGGCCCCUGUCACUGACUGGAGGUUUUAUGAUUCUGUAUACACGGAGAGGUAUAUGGGGUUACCAAAAGCAACAGAUAACUUGCAAGCGUACAAGAAUUCCAACAUAUCUGCUGUUGCAUCAGGGCUUCACAAGACAAAAUACCUCCUCGUACAUGGAUUAGCAGAUGAUAACGUCCAUUUCCAAAAUUCAGCCAAUUUGGUGAAAGCUUUAGUACAGGAGGGCGUAUCACAUCAAGUACAGUAUUAUACAGACCAGAACCACGCCUUAGCAGACCCCAUGGUGCAACAAGAUCUCUACCACAUACUCACAGACUUCUUAGUCCACUCGUUUGGUCUGAACUGCUGACCUUGGACCUUUGACCCCUCACCCGUAGAACAGUGACCUUUCCCCUCUGACCCUUCACCUACAGUACAGUGACCUUCAUCUCCAGAUGUGUCAUUUGUCAGUACCCUCCCACCCUCCCUCCCUCCCUUUCCCUAGACCAUUUUAUAUAAAAUGACAAAAACUUUUUUUCUACCCCCCCCUUUUUUUUUUUAUAGAAACACUCCAAAAUUGAGAUUUCCACAAUUCCACAAUCAUAAUCCUUAAGGCCAUGACUAGUAGCUACCAUAAGCUUUAUUACUGAUAUGUUUGCUAUGAUUCUUUUUUCUUUUUGUUUGCAAUCUAGUUUACGAUGCAAUAUUAGCUUCUUCAUAUUAAAUAAAAUUGUGCCUAAGAACUUGCAGUCAAAUUUGGAGUAGUUAUAACUUGGCCGAUGUCAAGACCUGUUCAGUUCAUGUCUUGCCUAUCUAGGAUAUUUCAGUUUAUUUUGCAGUUUUUUUUUUUCAAGGUCAGUUUUAAUUACAAAUUAUGAGCUUGCUCUACUUUUUAAGUAAUUUAAUUUAUAAAAAAUUGAUUUGCAACAAAGUUGAUUCUAUGAAAUGAUGUGGUCAAGCUUCCAUUACUAUUUUAAAGGGAUUGUUACAAUGACUUUCAAUGAAUGAAAGUAUC
Molecule: messenger RNA, 3291 nt
Organism: Strongylocentrotus purpuratus (purple sea urchin)
Lineage: Eukaryota; Metazoa; Echinodermata; Echinoidea; Camarodonta; Strongylocentrotidae
Product: inactive dipeptidyl peptidase 10
Exons: 21
Coding region: 211-2646 (811 amino acids)
Biological process (GO): proteolysis
Molecular function (GO): dipeptidyl-peptidase activity; serine-type peptidase activity
Source: RefSeq, a predicted model, not a curated record